Molecule: messenger RNA, 312 nt
Organism: Durusdinium trenchii
Lineage: Eukaryota; Dinophyceae; Suessiales; Symbiodiniaceae
Source: the annotation of a GenBank genome assembly
AUGGCGCCUAGCAGCGGUGAAGCCCAAGGUUUCAAGUUGGAAUUUGCGGAUCUUCUGCCUCCGCUGUCAACGAAGAACUUCUUGGAGGAAUACUGGGGAAGGAAGCCUUUUUCGACCUCACUCAGCGAGGACAUGCUGACCAUCAUCAGUGUUGGGUUUUAUGAUGGCAAUUUGGCCGAAUGUGUGCUUUGGCCUGUUAUGAGGACAAUUCCAGCUUCACCGAGUCUGACUUGGAUAAUUUUCAAUCAGACCUCGAUCAAAGGAGGAGCGUCAUCUUACCAUUUUGCUUCACGCCAGGUGCCCUGGAUAUGA